AUGUCGACGUCAGAGAUCGCUCAACUGUUAGAAAACACCAUUCUCAGCGCGGACCAGAAUGUACGUCUGUCCAGUGAAACCCAAUUGAAGACGUUGUCGAACGAGAAUUUCCUACAAUACGCUGGUCUUCUGUCUCAAGUGCUUACCGAUGAAAAUAGCAGGCUAGAGGCCCGUAUUUUAGCAGCGUUGACUUUAAAGAAUGAAUUGAUUUCAAAGGACACAAUAAGAAACCAGCAGUACGCGCAACGUUGGGUUACUCAAAUCGAUGGCGACUCUAAGCUUCUGAUAAAGAAUAACACGCUUAUCGGGCUGGUUGCGCCAGAACCGCGUGUUGCCAAUGCAGCUGCGCAGCUGCUUGCUGCAAUUGCCGAUAUUGAACUGCCCAGAAGCGAAUGGCAAGAUUUGAUGAAAAUAAUGGUGGAUAACACGAAUCCUUCCCAGCCAGAAAACGUGAAGAGGGCUUCUCUCUUGGCUCUUGGCUAUAUAUGUGAGAGUGCAGACCCUCAAUCGCAAGCGCUAACGUCUGCUUCGAACAAUAUCCUGAUUGCGAUUGUACAGGGUGCUCAGUCUUCUGAACCAUCGAAAGCGGUAAGACUAGCCGCGUUGAAUGCCCUUGCUGACUCGUUGGUGUUCAUCAAGAAUAACAUGGAACGUGAAGGUGAGAGGAACUACUUGAUGCAAGUUGUCUGUGAAUCCACUCAAGCACCAGAUGUCGAUAUCCAGGCUGCAGCCUUUGGUUGUUUGUGUAAGAUCAUGUCGCUGUACUAUUCUUUCAUGAAACCGUACAUGGAACAGGCAUUAUACGCACUAACGAUAUCUACGAUGGAGUCACCAGACGAUAAAGUGGCCUCCAUGACGGUGGAGUUUUGGUCGACCAUUUGCGAGGAGGAAAUCGACAUCAGUUACGAGUUGACGCAAUUCCCUCAAUCGCCUUUACAAAGUUACAACUUCGCUCUUUCCUCUUUGAAGGAAGUUGUCCCAAACGUGCUGAAAUUGCUUACAAGACAGAACGAUGAUUUUGAAGACGAUGAUUGGAACGUGUCUAUGUCUGCGGCUGUGUGUCUUCAACUGUUUGCUCAAAACUGUGGUAACGCCAUCUUGGAACCAGUUCUGGAAUUUGUUGAACAAAAUAUUACCAGUGAUAACUGGAGAGACAGAGAAGGUGCAGUGAUGGCUUUCGGCUCUAUAGUGGAUGGCCCAAACAAGGUCCAAUCUACCUUUUACAUACAUCAGGCUUUACCUGCAAUCUUGAAUUUGAUGAACGAUUCAUCGCUACAGGUUAAGGAUACUGCUGCAUGGUGUAUUGGGAGGAUAGCAGACAUAGUCGCUGAAGCAAUCAGCCCACAAGAUCAUCUUCCUGGUGUUGUCCAGGCUUGUCUAACUGGGUUGAAGGACCAUCCAAAGAUAGCCACGAACUGCGCCUGGACUAUCAUCAAUCUGAUAGAACAGUUGGCCGAAGAGACACCCUCUCCAAUUUACAACUACUAUCCUAUAAUUGUGGAUGGGCUGAUUACGGCUGCGAAUAGAACAGAUAACGAAUACAACGCUCGCGCUUCUGCGUUUUCCGCUCUAGCCACGGUCGUAGAGUGUUCUACUAACGAAGUUGCUGAGAUCUCUGCGUCCAUUUCUAGUUUUGUAAUGGACAAGCUAGGACAAACCAUGAGUGUGGACGAGAGCCAGCUUACGAUGGAGGCCAUACAGAGUUUACAAGAAUUGCAAUCCAAUAUCCUUACUGUUCUAGCAGCCGUUAUCAGGAAAAGCCCCGGCAGUGUGGAUGGUGUUUCUGACAUGUUGAUGGAGUUGUUCAUAAAACUGUUGGACAAGAAGGAUUCUGCGUUCAUCGAAGACGAUGUUUUCUUCGCUGUCUCAUCGAUCUCGUUCUCGCUAGGUUCCAAGUUUGAGAAGUAUUUGGAAGCCUUCUCCCCGUACUUAGUUAAGGCUUUGAAUCAAGUGGAUUCCCCCGUGGCCGUUACCGCUGUGGGAUUUGUCGCUGACAUUGCAAACUCCCUUGGCGAGGAUUUCAAGAAGUAUGCUGGUGCGUUCAUGAGCGUCCUUGGCCAAAUGAUCAUAAAUCCAAACUCCAGGAAGGAGUUGAAACCGGCGGUGUUGAGUGUCUUUGGUGACAUCGCCUCCAACAUCGGUCCUGAUUUUGUCGUCUACUUGGACGAAGUGAUGAACCUGUGUAUUGCUGCCCAGAAUUCCAAGCCGGAGAAUGGAACGCUGGACGCUAUUGACUACAACAUCAAAGUUCUCGAGUCUGUCCUCGACGCCUACGUUGGUAUCGUUGCUGGUCUUCACGACGUGCCAGACACUCUGUUCAGCUACGUUGGCACCGUGUUCCAGUUCAUCGCGCAGAUUGCGAACGACCCACAACUGUACAGCGAGGACUCUACGUCAAGAGCAGCCGUGGGCAUCAUUGGUGACAUCGCAUCCAUGUUCCCAGACGGUCGCAUCAAGCAGUUUUACGGUCAAGACACGAUCUCCGAGUUCAUCAAAAGAACGAGAAGUAAUCCAACGUUCUCCCAAACGACAAAGGACACCGCAAGAUGGGCUCGUGAACAGCAAAAACACCAGCUUAUGCUGUGA
Messenger RNA from Huiozyma naganishii CBS 8797, 2586 nucleotides. It is a transcript of the gene KAP95, whose product is annotated as karyopherin beta. Gene Ontology annotation, cellular component: nucleus; cytoplasm. Gene Ontology annotation, biological process: protein import into nucleus. The record is from RefSeq and is a predicted model, not a curated record. Gene Ontology annotation, molecular function: nuclear import signal receptor activity; small GTPase binding. Bases 1 to 2586 code for a protein of 861 amino acids. NCBI's taxonomy places the organism in Eukaryota, Fungi, Ascomycota, Saccharomycetes, Saccharomycetales, Saccharomycetaceae. The transcript has a single exon.